Molecule: messenger RNA, 1218 nt
Organism: Colletotrichum spaethianum
Lineage: Eukaryota; Fungi; Ascomycota; Sordariomycetes; Glomerellales; Glomerellaceae
Product: TBC domain-containing protein C1778.09
Exons: 4
Coding region: 1-1218 (405 amino acids)
Molecular function (GO): oxidoreductase activity
Source: RefSeq, a predicted model, not a curated record
AUGGCGCCUAGUGCUGUUGGCCCGGUCGUGGGUGCUACCACGGCACCCGCUGCCCACCACAUCCAUCACAUUGAAUACCACGCUCCAGUCGCGGAGAUCCCUGGUCUCCCCACUGGCUUUCCCGAGACAGUGGUCGACGAAUCAGCCUGGACCGGCCCGCAAUUCACCAGGGAGUCGCAGUACACCUACAAUCUCACCAAUGCGGACCUCGAGGAGCUUGCCGCCGCCCUCAAGCACUUUAAAGGUAUCCCUGGCCUUGAUGGUGAUCUUGUCAACAAGGACAACUUUCCCUUGCCCAUCCUUGGUGCCGCUCUGGGUCGCGUUGCCCGUGAUAUCCAUUGCGGCAAGGGUUUCGCUGUGGUCCGCGGCCUUGAUCCGCAGAAGCACUCGGUCGAAGAUCUCACGGUACUGUAUCUUGGCAUCCAGGGGUACAUUGCCAACCAGCGUGGCCGUCAAGACAAGAAGGGGAACAUGCUUGGUACGCGACAUUCACCCAUUGUCUUUGCCUCAGCAAACCUGCUUACUCCGGUUACAGUCCACAUAGUUGCCGACAACACCAGCCAAGCCAAGGCUGAUCACCAUCGCCAUUCUACUUCCGCCAUUACCUUCCACAAUGAGGAGUCGGGCGACGUUGUCAGCUGGUUGACCCGGAACACCGCUGCAGCCGGUGGGAAAUGCAUCAUUGCCUCUGCCCACACUGUCUACAACGUUCUCGCAGCCACUCGACCGGACAUCAUCCGCACCCUGUCCCGCUCAGACUGGCCAUUCGCCCUCCCCAAGUUUCAAUGCCGCCCGAUUCUCUUCCACCACGACGGAAAGAUCAUUACCAACUUUGGACGGACUCCUUUGAUGGGAAAUUCAACCCAUCCCCGCCCCGCCCACUUUCCAUCCUUGACGCCUCGUCAAGUCGAGGCUCUCGACGCCUUUGAGGCCGUUGCUAAGGCAACCCAGAUGGAGAUUCAGACUCGAGCCGGCGACAUUCACUUCAUCAACAAUCUGGCCAUCCUUCAUCGCCGGGAGGCAUUCACCAACGGUCAGGGUCCCGAUGAGAAGCGCCACCUCGUUCGGAUGCGUGUGCGCAACGAGAAGCUUGGCUGGUCCAUUCCUGCUGAGCUUCAACGCGAGUGGUUCGACGCUUUCGAGAAGCCUGCCGACCGCGUUUGGCAUCUGGAGCCAAUGCCCGACGCGUUCUUCCCCCUCAGAAAGUACCCAAACUGA